Molecule: messenger RNA, 1662 nt
Organism: Chenopodium quinoa (quinoa)
Lineage: Eukaryota; Viridiplantae; Streptophyta; Magnoliopsida; Caryophyllales; Amaranthaceae
Exons: 1
Coding region: 1-1662 (553 amino acids)
Source: RefSeq, a predicted model, not a curated record
AUGGAUGUGUUUGCCGAUAAAAGUUGGGUAAAAUUAAAUAGAGUACAUGGUCAGUACAGAGUGGCAUUAACUUCAUUUUUAGAUCAUGCAUUUGCAACAAAUGCAAUUGAAAACAAGAUUGCUUGUCCAUGUGGAAUUUGUGCAAAUCGUUUGUAUCAUGAAAAGCACAUAGUGAUGAAACACAUGAUUAUGAAAGGAAUGGAUGUUGAUUAUCAAAAAUGUAUUUGGGUUUUUCAUGGAGAAUCAGGGUUUAUUGUUGAUGAUGAUUGCUUAGAGGGUAUUUUGAACAAUGCUAGUGAUAAUGUAAGUGAAGAUGGUAUUUUUAAAAUGGUAGAAGAUGCAUUUGACUUUCAUGAAACAACAACUAAUUUAUCUGGCAUAAAUGCUGAAGCUGAAGCCUUUUUUAAGUUACUCGAAGAUGCUAGACAGCCAUUAUAUGAUGGUUGUGAAGAAUUUAGCAAGCUUUCUUUUAUUGUUGAGAUGUAUCAUAUAAAAUGUCUAUAUGGUGUGACAGAUGUAGCAUUUGAUGCAUUAGUCAAACUUUUUAAAAAAGCUCUUCCUGAAGAUUCUGUAUUGCCAAACUCUUUUAAACAAAUGAAAAAUAUCAUUAAAAAGCUUUGUUUGGAUUAUAAAAAGAUCAAUGUAUGCCCAAAUGAUUGUGUGCUUUUCUGGAAAGAUAAAACUAGAUUAGAUAAAUGCCCAACUUGUGAUGCAUUGCGGUGGAAAACAUCAGAUGAUGGAACAAUCAUAGAAUUGGCUAAUGGUAAAAAGGUUCCAAUAAAGGUAUUGCGUCACUUUCCCUUGAUCCCUAGGCUGAAAAGGCUCUUUAUGUCAUCCAAAACAUCUCAUCUCAUGCGUUGGCAUGCUGAGCGGGAAAAGGAUGGCAAGAUGAGGCAUCCUGCUGAUUCAUGUGCUUGGAAAGAAUUUGAUGAGAGGUAUUAUGAUUUUUCUAAGGAUCCUCAAAAUGUAAGGCUUGGCUUAAGUAGUGAUGGUUUUAAUCCUUUUGGUAUGAUGAGUACCCAAUAUAGUAUAUGGCCGGUAGUUUUGAUGACUUAUAAUUUACCUCCCUGGCUAUGUAUGGAACAACCAUAUUUCAUUCUUUCAUUACUUAUACCAGGCCCCAAGGGUCCAGGAAAUGAUAUUGAUGUGUUCUUAGAACCUCUAAUUGAUGAGUUAGAAAUACUAUGGAAGGUCGGUGUAGAAACUUAUGAUGCCUCAAGAUGUGAAACAUUCACAUCACAUGCAGCUUUAAUUUAUACCAUCAACGACUUCCCUGCCUAUGGUAACCUCUCUGGUUGGCCAACAAAAGGUAAACGUGCAUGUCCUUAUUGCAAUGUUGAUACAUGCUCCAUGUAUCUUAAAGGAAGCAAGAAACUAUGCUACCCAAGGUUUCGACGCUUCUUAGAAGAAACUGAUGCUUUGUGCUACAAUGGAAAAGCAUAUGAUGGGAGAGUAGAGUUAGCACCUCCUCCUAGAUCCUGGACAAGAUCUGAACUAUUAGAGAAAAUGAAAGAUGUCGAUGUGGUAUUUGGAAAACAACCUGAUACCAAAAAAUUGAAUAAACAAAACAAGCGAAAAAGGGGGGGUAGAAAAUGUCCCAUGGAAGAAGAAAAACUCUUUUUUCAGAUUAGAUUACUGGGAACAUCUACCUAUCCGUCAUAA